Messenger RNA from Humulus lupulus (European hop), 1347 nucleotides. RefSeq lists its product as uncharacterized. The record is from RefSeq and is a predicted model, not a curated record. The transcript has 3 exons. Bases 474 to 1034 code for a protein of 186 amino acids. Lineage: Eukaryota; Viridiplantae; Streptophyta; Magnoliopsida; Rosales; Cannabaceae.
UCCGUCGACAAAGCCGAGCAUGUCCGUCCAAAAUGCCACCUUCUCACACCACUUCUCUCCACGUGGCUGCUGAGAUCCGGUGCCGGUGCCCAUUGGUUGACAAACCAAAUAUCUCUUGAGCCAAAAAAAAAACCCUUAAUUCUUAAUAUAUAUUAUUAUAUGUAGUGAUAUGCCGUGUUAAUGUCAAUUUGGGUUUAAAAUAAGAUUGACCCACGUUAGGAUAAGUUAGUUGGGGAAUGAGGGAGAGACUACGGCCUGCUUGAGAGUGAGACUUUGCUUUGGUUUAGUCAUUUUUAGACACUUAAAAAAAAAAUAGUUAUAUUUGUGGCUUUCUGUGGAGCUGUAUUGAAAGUGACCCCUGCUUCUUCUUCAUCAUCUUCUUCUUCCUUAUCUACCUCACCUUCGUCUUCUUCUGUAUUCUCUCUCUCACUUCUUUUUUCAUUACACUUUAGAGAGAAAACCAAGAGCAAAAGAUGGGAAAUUGCCAGGCCAUUGAUGCUGCAGCACUGGUGAUACAACACCCAUGUGGGAAAAUAGAUAGGCUGUAUUGGCCUAUAAACGCAAGCGAGGUGAUGAGGUUGAACCCUGGUCACUACGUGUCUUUGAUUAUCCCAUUGCCGGUUUCAGACCAAGAUAAUGAUGUUGAUAACAAUAAAGAGAACAACAAUAAUCAACAAGACCAGAUCAAAACUGUGCGUUUCACUCGGGUCAAGCUUCUUCGUCCCAACGAGACUCUUGCUCUUGGCCAUGCUUAUCGCCUCGUUACAACUCAAGAGGUUAUGAAAGUGUUACGAGCAAAGAAGUAUGCAAAAGCCAAGAAACAACAGCUGGAAUCGGUUGAAAAGUCAGAAUCUGCUGCUGCAGAGAAUAAUGAGAGUUCGAGUUGUGAUACAGAAGAGAGUUCUGAAAAGAAAACUUCUAAGGCCACGAAAUCUGAGGGACACAGACAGAGGAUGUCAUCAACAAAUGCAAGUGCAAUGAGAUCGAAAUCAUGGCGUCCAUCGUUACAGAGCAUCUACGAAGCUACCAGCUGAAACUAGCUUCAGAAACUCCCAUGGCUUAAGCUAAAUCAUCCACUGGCCUCAUUUCCAGAAGCUCUUCACAGUAGGAGUUUUCAAACAUGAAUGAGACAAAGAGAGAUCUGUUACUAUUCAACAUCAUCAUCAAUCAUUGAAAUGAAAAUAGAAAUAGUUCUAGUCCAACAGAUCAGUAACCCAAAUUCAAACCCUCCAUGUUCAAAGUAAAUUAAUAAAUAUAUAUAUAUAAUCUGUAUAGCUACAAAAUUGCUAUGAAUUGAUGGAGUAAAUUUUGUGAUGAUGAUUAACUUGGUUCUUUUAUUUUUUUUUA